UUGCCUGCGCACUUGCUUUUCGUCUGAGAGAAUGGCUGUGUCGUCGCUGUCUGGACUAGGGGGCGUGAUGGUGCGGCCGCUAGGCGCUGCGGAGCCCGUAGAUUUGGGCUCGUUUCUGGGGCGGGUGGUACUGGUUUCCAAUGUGGCCUCGCUUUGAGGCACCACGAGCCGGGACUUCACCCAGUUCCACGAGCUGCAGCGGCGCUUUGGGCCCCGCGGGUUUACGGUGCUCGCCUUCCCAUGCAACCAGUUCGGCCACCAGGAAAAUGCUACCAAUGAAGAGAUCCUGAAUUCAUUGAAGUUUGUCCGCCCAGGCAAUGGGUAUGAGCCUAACUUCCCUGUGUUUGAUAAGUGUGAGGUGAAUGGAGCAAAUACACACCCACUUUUCAGAUUCUUGAAGGAAGCAUUGCCUUUCCCACAUGAUGACCAGGUAUCACUCAUGACCAACCCACAGUGCAUCAUCUGGUCUCCUGUGUGCCGCAAUGACAUCGCAUGGAAUUUUGAGAAGUUCCUUAUCGGUCCUGAUGGUGUGCCUUUCAAACGAUACAGCAGGCGGUUCGAAACUAUCAAGAUCCAGGAUGAUAUUGAAAAGCUUCUUCAGCAAGUUUCAUAGAAUCAACCGACCGUCUUGCAGAAAUUUCCUCUUGUCAUAAAGAGCUACAGUGCAAUUUCUAUCUACGUCUUGGACUGGCUUUACACAUUGUCACUUUAAUAGGUACCAGUUCAAGAUCUGCUUUGCAUACUCCUGUCAGGACCAAAAUAUACAAGCAUCAGUUUUAAAUUCAUGUACACCACAGAAUCGUAUGCCAGGAAGCCAUGUGGUGUGGCUGUUCAGUAUAUGUUUCUGUGGUGUGCAUAUUUAACUUGAAACAUUCCAGAUUAAUGUGUCUACAAUGGAGGUCUUGCAUUGGUGUAAUGCAGGGGUCCCCAGCCUUUUUGAGCCUGCAGGCACCUUUAGAAUUCUGAUACAGGUUGUUGGGUGGAACCACAACAUGACUGCUGCAGGAAGUGGAGGCAAAUAUGAAAUGUCAGGGAGUGAGGUGAAACACAACUAAUAGCAAGUCUUCAACAUUUCAAGCAGAAGCACUGUUUAACAGAAAGCCUUUUUAAGAGGAACAUACUGUUUCAAAAUGUUUUCUUGCACAGCUGCAACUUACCUUCAGUCAUGCAGUGAAAAUCCUUGUGAUGGCAGAUGUUGUCAAAGCAACAUUUUA
Gekko japonicus is the source of this 1214-nucleotide messenger RNA. RefSeq names its product glutathione peroxidase 1 (gene GPX1). Gene Ontology annotation, biological process: response to selenium ion; hydrogen peroxide catabolic process; glutathione metabolic process. NCBI's taxonomy places the organism in Eukaryota, Metazoa, Chordata, Lepidosauria, Squamata, Gekkonidae. Gene Ontology annotation, cellular component: mitochondrion; cytosol. The transcript is spliced from 2 exons. Gene Ontology annotation, molecular function: glutathione peroxidase activity. The record is from RefSeq and is a predicted model, not a curated record.